GCCAAUAAACCGCUCAUGGAGAAACGCAGACGUGCCAGGAUUAAUCAGAGCCUCGCAGUUCUGAAGGCUCUGAUCUUGGAGGCUGCCAAUCAGAGGAGCGGCUCGGCCGUAGGCGCCAACGGAACGGCCGGCGCCAAACAUGCCAAACUGGAGAAGGCGGAUAUUUUGGAAUUGACGGUCAGACACUUCCAGAGGCACAGGAAUUUGGACAAUCCCGAUAUCGACAAAUACAGAGCCGGCUACAGUGACUGUGCCCGCGAAGUGGCGCGCUAUCUAUCGACCCCCGAGCCUCCGCCCUUGCCGACGUCGCCCUGUCUCUCGGACGCCGCCAGCAAAGCACGCCUGCUCCGACAUCUAGACAACUGCGUCGCCGAAAUCGACCGGGACAUCUGCCCAUCGUCCACAGACCUACACCCCGCCAACCAGCCCAAAAUCCAACCAGUAACGCCCGCCAAAAGGGAACCGCCUCAACCAGACAGCAGCACGUCCGCCAGCAACGUGGUCAGCCCCGUUUCGAACCAGGACGAAAACAAUAACGGCAAUAAUAGAUUGAGGAACCCCACGCCGAAUGUAGAGGAUUUAAUUGAACCCAAUGAGAUACUGAAGCAUGCCUGGGGUGGUCCACAGUUGAGACUACCGGAUGGCCAGUUAGUAGUUUUAUUACCACCGCAUUAUGUCCAGUUAGCAGCAGCGUUAGGUUUGAAUUUGCAACCUCAUACCGGUUCCACAAACGGUGUACCUAUAUUCAUGCCUCCGAUGCCCCAUGGGGCCAUGGAGAUACCGCCUCAAGGUGCUUUAGGACUUAACUCCAUGACAAUGACACAAAGGUGCGACUUUGAGAGGUUGAUAGAGUUGUCCAAGAAGCAUGCAGGUUACGAUGAUGUUGGUAAAUUAGAACACAUGGAUGUAGACAUGGAUAAGUCUUCUAGUCUAGGAAGCGAGAACCAAGUGGUUCCAAACCCAGGAGAGCCGAGCCAACCACCACAACACCAUCAGCAAGACGAGAACAUGUGGAGACCUUGGUAG
This is a messenger RNA of Ctenocephalides felis (cat flea), 1026 nucleotides long. RefSeq names its product transcription factor HES-4-B-like. NCBI's taxonomy places the organism in Eukaryota, Metazoa, Arthropoda, Insecta, Siphonaptera, Pulicidae. Gene Ontology annotation, biological process: regulation of transcription by RNA polymerase II; regulation of neurogenesis; anterior/posterior pattern specification. The record is from RefSeq and is a predicted model, not a curated record. The transcript is spliced from 2 exons. Gene Ontology annotation, cellular component: nucleus. Gene Ontology annotation, molecular function: RNA polymerase II cis-regulatory region sequence-specific DNA binding; protein dimerization activity; DNA-binding transcription factor activity, RNA polymerase II-specific. Bases 16 to 1026 code for a protein of 336 amino acids.